GCGACAAUGACUUUUUGUUUUGACAGAUAGAUUGCACAACAAAAUAUUGUUUUUCUCAACUGUUCGAUUCGGUGAUUCAUAAUAUUAUGUUCGUUUAUAUACCGUGCGCGUCGUAGCAGUCAAUAUUCACUGUAGAACUUUGUUCAAAGUGCGACGCAUUACCGUGUCACUGUGUGUUUCGUAAAAUUAAAAGUUUUGGAUUUACUUUAAAAUAUAUCAGGCAUGGAAGACCAAGUUCCUUUCAAAGUUUAUACAUUCUGGACUGAGAAUGGCAAGCCAGAAGUUAGAAGAUUUGGAGUAGAGAAGAGUGUUGUCACUAGCUUCCACUACCUGAACGCUAAGCUUCAAGAUGUGUACCCUGGCCUCAAGUCGAAGACCUAUUCUGUAGCAUGGAAAGAUGAGGAUGGCGAUAAUGUUGUCAUUUCUUCGGAUGAUGAAGUCAUGACUGCAUUGCAAGUUUUGGGUGGAGAUGUCAUCAGGCUGUUUGUGUACUGCAAGUCUGAGGAAGCUAAGGAUGAUGGCUGUGAUAUUGUAUUCACAGCUGUAGCUGGCAAUCCUGCAGAGGCCCCAGGUGCACCAGCAGUUCACUAUGGAGUACAGUGUGAUUCAUGUGAUGGUGCUGUAAUAGGCUUCCGUUACAAGUGUUCUAUCUGUGAUGACUAUGACUUGUGCUCACAAUGCGAAGCCGCAGGCCGUCACCCGGAACAUUGCAUGAUCCGAAUUCCAGCGCCGGCCUUGCCUCGCACUAUUAUUAAAGCUGCCAUAAAAAGGUCUCGCCAUUUCUUGAAGUCCGUCGCUACGGCCGUUGGUGAGGACUGUCCUUACAAGAAACACCGCAGCGAAAGGGGUGCUGACAAAAAACACCGCCAUGGUCAUGGCGGUCAUCAUGGACCGCACACUGAACGCGGCCCUCACGGACAGCAUGACGAACACCAUCGUCGCCGCACGCGUGUCAGCUGGCUCGACACCUUUGCUACUUACAUGAAUGAGUUCGCUAAUCUUGCAGGAGAUAUUGAUCUUGAUGACAAUAAACCAAAGGCACCUGAAACUAAGACAGGUCAGAACACUGAAACCCAGGGUCAGACAACAGGAACUCAGGGUCAAACUCCUGAAACACAAGGUCAAGGACCUCAAGAGAGCAAGGAGAAGGCGCAGGAGAGUGCCCAAUCAACUCAAGCUCCUAAACAACCAGAGCCAAGUACCUCUGCAAAUGCACAAACUCAGUGCCCAUUCAAUACACCUAAGGCAUUAAAUAUUGAUCAAAUCAUGGAACUAGCAGAGAUGUUCCUUGGAAGGAAUGGCAAUCGUUUUGUGCCCCCAACACCUCAGGCGCAACCUUCAGCACCUGCAAAUGCUACUGCCCCCACAUCAACUCCAAAUAACGAUGUGGAAAUGGGACAAGGAGACAGGAAGGCGCCUGAGACUGUUGAUGCUCCUGCUAAGCCAGCAUCUUCUUCUGCAUCCAGCGUCAGUGAUUACCCCAGAGAUGCUUCUCCAGACAAAGUCGAUGACUGGACUGUGAUUAACAAGGAAAAAGAUUUGAUGGACACUGCUAGUGCACUUCCUGAAACUCCUGCUCCUAUUGGUUUCAACUUGCCUCAAGAGUUCCAAGAACGCGUCAAAAUCGCCGAAGGCGGUUUGUAUCCACCUCUGAACACCUCAACUGCAGUGUUGGAUCCUAAAGAGCCCGAAGUGCUGAAGCCGGUGCAGGCGACAGCUCCCCCCGCGCCGGCCGCAGCAGCCCCCCCGCCGCAGGCCAAGCCUGCUCCGGCUCCAGCUGCACCGCAACCACAACCCCAACCCAGGCAGCGUCAUCCAAAACCACACAUUGAUGCGGCGAUCCAGCAUAUGCUGGCUAUGGGCUUCACCAACGAGGGUGGCUGGUUGACUCAACUGCUCGAGAGUAAGGAUGGCAAUAUAGCCGCUGUGUUGGACCUCCUUACUCCAGUCAAGAAGUAAACAACAUCUUUACUUUUUUUUUUUUUUU
Messenger RNA from Spodoptera exigua (beet armyworm), 1987 nucleotides. The record is from the annotation of a GenBank genome assembly. NCBI's taxonomy places the organism in Eukaryota, Metazoa, Arthropoda, Insecta, Lepidoptera, Noctuidae.